Messenger RNA from Daldinia childiae, 303 nucleotides. RefSeq lists its product as uncharacterized. The coding region runs from base 1 to 303 and encodes 100 amino acids. The transcript is spliced from 3 exons. Lineage: Eukaryota; Fungi; Ascomycota; Sordariomycetes; Xylariales; Hypoxylaceae. The record is from RefSeq and is a predicted model, not a curated record.
AUGCCCUCCGGCCACGUCCAAGCCACCGUCAACGACACCGUAGUCGCCGAGUCCGAGACCUACGAGCUAGUCGAGAGCAACGUGUACUUCCCGCCCGCAUCCCUCAAGCCCGAGUUCUUCAGCAAGACGGACCUGCACACGCACUGCGGGUGGAAGGGCGACGCCGACUACUACACCAUCAAAGUCGGGGAUACGGAGCUUGCGAAUGCCGCGUGGUACUAUCCCGCACCGUUUGACAAGGCCAAGCAUAUUAAAGACUACGUCGCUUUCUAUAAAACUAAAGUGGACGUAACAGCCGUAUAA